AUUUUAAAUUGUACGGUUAGAAAAAAUAAAACAAAAUUUUGUGUGUAUAAAUUUGUCUUGUAUGAAGGAAUCAAAUCGCUCUGUUCUACUUCAAUUAUUCUGUUAGAGAUGGGAAUUGACGGCAAGAGGCUCUCGUGUUUCGGGGUGAAGAAGAGGAAGAAGGCGGCGGCGCCGAGCAUUCGACUUGGUUCGCCGCGGCCCAGCUGGGCGGCGACGCCGAAGCCUCAGCCGGCGCCCGUGGCCGAGGGCGGGAAGGGUCGGGGUGGGAGGAGGAUUGUGGUGGCGGUGGACGUGGAGGCGGAGGCGAAGGGCGCUAUGCAGUGGGCGCUGUCUCAUUCGCUCCACGACGACGACACCCUCGUCCUCGUCGCCGUCGUCAAGCCGCCGUCGAGAAGCAGUGAUCAGUCUGACCAUCACAAGGAGAGGAACUCAAGGUACCAGCUUCUCUAUGCCUUGCAAAGCAUAUGCCAUUCGAGAAGACCAGAGAUUCAAGUGGAGGUGUUGGUAGUGGAAGGGCGGGAGGCCGGACCGGCGAUUGUGGAGGCGGCGAGGAGGCAAACGGCUUCCCUUCUGGUGUUGGGGCAGAGGCAGAGGCAGAGGUGGAGGUCCAUGGCAUGGAGGUUGUUGGCAGUGUGGUGGAGUGAUGGCGGUGGUAGUAGUAGGGUUAGGUCAUCAGGUGGAGAUGUGGUGGAUUACUGCAUCCAAAAUGCCUCCUGCAUGACACUGGCAGUGAGGAAGAAGGGCAAAAGAGGGGGCUACUUGAUCACCACCAAGCACCACAAGAACUUUUGGCUCUUGGCUUAGAACAAAAUAGAACAUAUAUAUGAGUAAAUUUAAGUCCACUAUUUUACUACUUCUUCUUCAUCCUCUUCCUCUUCAGUCUUCAUCUUAAUUAAGAACUUUUCGGUAUGCCAUCUUGUUGUAUAUUGGUCUACAUUGUCUACGAUAGAAAUAUAUAUUGUUGGUGUACCGGAUUGGAGAUGAGCUCAACCUCUCCGUAAUGAAUCGAUGAUGGAUGAUCAGUUCGAUGGGGAUUAA
Messenger RNA from Zingiber officinale, 1038 nucleotides. RefSeq lists its product as uncharacterized. NCBI's taxonomy places the organism in Eukaryota, Viridiplantae, Streptophyta, Magnoliopsida, Zingiberales, Zingiberaceae. The record is from RefSeq and is a predicted model, not a curated record. Bases 109 to 804 code for a protein of 231 amino acids. The transcript has 3 exons.